Molecule: messenger RNA, 1235 nt
Organism: Linum trigynum
Lineage: Eukaryota; Viridiplantae; Streptophyta; Magnoliopsida; Malpighiales; Linaceae
Source: the annotation of a GenBank genome assembly
CAAAUUUCUCAUGGUUUUUCAAAGUAAUCCGAGACUCCCCGGUUUCCAAGGAGCAACGAGGAAUUAUGAUGACUCGAUAUUUGCACAUGUUUUCCCCUUUGUUUCUUGAUCGUUUAAGGUUGAAUUAUCGCUUCUUUGGCCUAUUUUAUGCUAGGUUGUGUUCCUUUGUCACAUUUCAGGUCCUAGCAUGUAAAUUGAAGCAUAGCGCAAGUUUGAAGUCAAUCGGAGAUCAUUCGGCAAUUCGGGAGAAGAAACACGAGCAUGACCUGAGGAAUAAUGGACUUCUACCUCAUAUUAUGGACAAAUAAUCAUGGAAUUUUGUCAUGAAAAGAAAAAGGACAAGACUACGAGCGUCUGGGAUCAAACGGGGACUGAUUCGGAGUCCGGUCAAGGGAGAAACGAAGCAUUAAACAGAGGCCGAGCAAGCCACACGGGCAUCCUGGAAUUCCACACGGCCGUGUGGUUCGUGGCCGUGUGGAAAUCACCGAGCCUUCACACGGGCAGCUGGGAAAGCCACACGGCCGUGUGGCCUGGCCGCGUGAUCUGGAAUUUAUGUUUAAAACUCGAUUUUCAGCCAAAGAAAAGGGGAGAGCUGGGUUUUUGGUUCCCAAACACCCAAGGGACGAACCCUAGAGAGAGAGAGCGACUUGGGAACAUUCUUGGAGCUAUUUUGGAGGAUUUCUUCACCAUUGGAGCUCGGGAAUCAAGCUUGGAGAUGAAGAUUGAAGAUCUAGAUCAGAUUUCUGCAGUCUCUCUCUUCUCUAUGGAGUAACUUCCCUUCAGUUAGGUUUUGAGGAACCCUAGUUCCAUGUGUUAGGAUCUUUCUUGUAUGAAGUUUUGGAUGUUAUAUUGUUUGAUUAUAAUCGAUUGAGGCAUGAUUUAUUGAGUCAGUUGAAUCUUGAUCAAAUUAUCUUGAUUUCUACUUUAACCUAUGAUAGAUAGAAUCUGAUUAGGUUAAGAGAGCUUCCUUGAUUGAUAGUGGUGAAUUGGUUGUGCGAGAGUCAAUCAAUUCACUACUUUGUACUGGAAUUCAUUCCAGUAGUGGAGAUAUGUGUGAAUCGCCUUAGCAGUCUAUCCCGGUGAAGGCUAGUCGCCUCCCGGGUAUUCUGUCUGAGAGGACUUGGUCAGCUUAAGAGAUUCCAAGCUAAUUUAGGAUCUUCCGCAGUUUAAUCAACAGUAGAUCAACCAAAGGUAAUUACAACUUGGACCUAAUUGAGGAGCUAGGGGGAAUCACA